UACAGUACUAUCCUCCAACACAGCCAAUUUUCUAGCUUCUUCUGCUACUGCUAAACACCAAAUCCACCAUGAAACCACCACCUUUACUUCUCCCAUGUCUACUCUCUCUCCUUCUCCUCCCUCUUCUCUCCCAUUCUCUCCCCUCCCCGCCGCUUCCCGCCACCGUCUGCAUCAUCGGAAGCGGAAUCUCCGGCUCAUCCGUCUCCCAUUUCCUCCGUAAAUACUCGCCGGAACCCUCGCCGAUCUCCACCAUCCAUGUCUUCGAGAAAAACUCCGUCGUCGGUGGUCGUAUGGCUACUGUCACCAUUGCUAACAACACCUUCGAAGCUGGUGCCUCAAUUCUCCACCCUAAAAACUACCACGCCUUGAAUUUCACGAAGUUUCUCCAGUUGAAGAAGAGAGUUUCCGAAAACGAUGAUUGCGAAUCUUUAGGGAUUUGGGACGGAAAGAAGUUGGUGUUUAGAACUUGGAGUUCGAAUUGGGGAUUUUCGUUUGUUAAUAAGGUCGUUUCUUUGCUUAAUUCAAUCAAGCUUUUUUGGCGCUAUGGAUUUUCUUUGCUCAAAAUGCAGAAUGUUGCUGAGGAUAUGCUUGGUCAAUUCUUGAGGUACUAUGAGGGCUUUGAUACGAGGCCUGUCUUUAGUAGUGUGGAGGAAAUGCUCAAAUGGUCAGGCUUAUAUAACCUUACCAGCCGGACAUUGGAAGUGGAAUUAAUAGAUGCAGGCUUGUCUCCUUUACUUAUUAAAGAGCUUGUCACGGUUAUCACACGGAUCAAUUACGGUCAAAGUGUCAGUAUGAGUGGAUUGGCAGGAGCAGUUUCUUUAGCAGGUUCAGGUGAUGGGUUAUGGGCAGUUGAAGGUGGAAAUUGGCAAAUGGCUGCUGGACUUAUUAAUAAUUCAGAUGUCGAAUUGCAUCUGAAUGAAGAGAUACAAUCUGUCUCCCAUGUCGGAACUCAUUAUGAACUUAACUCAACUAAAGGAAACAGUUAUGUUUGUCAAGUCACAGUUUUUGCGACACCACUUGAUGAACUAAAUGUUAGAAUUGAGCCACCAAUAUCCAUUCCGGAUAGGAAGAUGCAGCACACUCACACUACGUUUAUCAGGGGCUUGUUAAAUCCUGCAUAUUUUGGCCUGGGAAGAGUUGGGGAAAUUCCGGACCUGGUUGGCACCCUCGAGGAUUCCAACAUUCCUUUUUCAUGUAUAUCUGUUUUGAAGAAACAUAACGGGGAAGAUAUGACGUACAAGAUGUUCUCACGCAAGCCUCUAGAUGAUGCAUUACUUGACCAAAUAUUUAGUAUCAGAAAGGAGACUAUUCGAAUAGAUUGGGCUGCAUAUCCUCACUACGAAGCUCCAGAAACAUUUGCACCCUUUAUAUUGGAUGAUUCACAUCUAUAUUAUGUAAAUGCUUUUGAGAGCGCGGCUAGCGCAAUGGAAACCGGUGCCGUUUCAGGUGAGAAUAUAGCGCGGCUAAUCCUGUCAAGACUUUCUGCUGAAGUAAUUUCAGGGUUACCUAGCGUGAAGAGCACCACUUUCAGCAGCAGAAGGGAUGAUCUGUACUCGGAUUUGUAGCCUGAUCAGUAAUGCAAUUAUGUUUUGGAGGAUUAUUUACUCAAUGUACAUUUGUAUCAAUAUUUACUCAAUGUUCUAUGUUGUGUAUCAAUAAUAUGUAUCAUGUUCAUUAUGCUUA
Spinacia oleracea (spinach) is the source of this 1683-nucleotide messenger RNA. Its product is annotated as farnesylcysteine lyase. Bases 69 to 1565 code for a protein of 498 amino acids. NCBI's taxonomy places the organism in Eukaryota, Viridiplantae, Streptophyta, Magnoliopsida, Caryophyllales, Amaranthaceae. Gene Ontology annotation, molecular function: prenylcysteine oxidase activity. The record is from RefSeq and is a predicted model, not a curated record. Gene Ontology annotation, biological process: prenylcysteine catabolic process; prenylated protein catabolic process. The transcript has 5 exons.